AUGAAAAUCACAAGUAUUGCCUUGUUGGCGAUAUCACAUUUGCUAAGUUUAGCGCAAGCUAUAUGGCUUGAUACUAACAAUGUCACCACGAUCCAAAUGGACUGCGCCUUGAUAGCUGAAGGGCUACUAAGCUACUACGAAGGUUCCAAGUAUGGGGGAACCAUCGGCGAGUUCACAUGGCCGUACUAUUGGUGGGAAGCCGGCGGGGCGUGGGGGUCGUUGAUCGACUAUACCUAUUUCUUUGAAAAUGACACUUAUGUUCCCUUGAUCAAAGAAGCCAUGUUGUACCAAGUAGGUAAAGAUAACAACUAUAUCCCGUUGAACCAAAGUACUACGGAAGGUAACGACGAUCAGGGAUUUUGGGGCAUUGCAGCCAUGGGUGCCGCUGAGAGAAACUUCAGCAACCCCGACAGCGACAAGAUUAGUUGGUUGGGUUUGGCUCAAGCGGUGUUCAACACCAUGACUGCUAGAUGGGAUCACGCCGACUGCAACGGUGGAUUGAGGUGGCAGAUUUUCCAGUGGAACUCCGGCUACGAUUACAAAAACUCCGUUUCCAAUGGUUGUCUUUUCCACUUGGCUGCAAGAUUGGCCAGGUAUACUGGAAAUGACUCAUAUGUCGAGUGGGCGGAACGAGUCUGGGACUGGAUGUACGGAGUUGGGUUGUUGACUGAAGGCGACCUGUGGUUUGUUUACGAUGGAGUCAAGAUUGACAAUAAUUGCUCAAACAUCACCAAAUUCCAGUGGAGCUAUAACCAAGGCUUCAUGCUUGCUGGUUGCGCUUAUCUUUACAACUACACCGAAGAAGAAAAAUGGUACAAUUAUACUCACCAUUUGUUGAACAGCGCUCGAGUCUUUUUCAGGAACAUGAACGGAAGUGAAGUCAUGUUCGAGGCAGCGUGUCAAGACUAUAAUUCGUGUAACGACGAUCAACGAUCAUUCAAGGCUUAUUUCUCAAGGUUUCUCGGACUAACCUCGGUGUUGGUGCCGGAUACGCAACCGACUAUUUAUAAAUGGCUCGUGGAUUCAGCAAAUGGUGCCGCUGGUUCAUGUACCGGUGGUUUGGAUGGCCAUACCUGCGGGUUGAGUUGGACAAAUUGGACAGUUGGAUGGGAUGGCUAUUACGGACUAGGCGAGCAAAUGUCGGCGUUGGAAGUGAUGCAGAACUUGAUGUCGUGGCAUAGACCUCCGCCAUACACGGCAGAAACGGGAGGAAGCUCGCAACCGCAUCCUGCUAGUGGUUACGGAACUGCUCCAAGUAACACCCCACCUUUGGAUUUGGAUGCCGGAGAUAAAGCUGGAGCUGGGAUCCUUACUGCUGUCAUUGGUAUAUCUCUCGUGGGAUGCUGUGUUUGGCUACUUCUUUAG
Molecule: messenger RNA, 1365 nt
Organism: Lodderomyces beijingensis
Lineage: Eukaryota; Fungi; Ascomycota; Pichiomycetes; Serinales; Debaryomycetaceae
Source: the annotation of a GenBank genome assembly